UCAGAAAACCAAAGAAGCUCACAGAGAGGAAGAGAGGAAGAAGGUGAGGAAGGAACCAGACCUGUAGGGCUGCAGGGUCAAUUCAAAGAUCUGCUUCUAUUACAUCAGCAGUUCGUUAGUUCUGACAUGUCCUAGAGGACAGUUUGGUCUGAAGAAAGAUCCUGUAGGUUUGGGCACACCUGUUUCCCCUCUACCUUGUGUUCUGUGGAGGACACCACCUGACUCAGAAAGAAGGAUUCUACCGAUCCAUUGUUCACUGAACCUGCAGCAAGAGACUCUUGUUCUGAGACUGCUGGGUCGAGUCAUGGAACCUACAGCUGAAGGAGCCUAGAACCACCUUCUCAGGCCGGAGCUGGACCAAAGCAAGGUAUCCAGAUGCUCACCGUCCAGCCGGACACCAAGCCCAAAGGCUGUGCCGGCUGCAACCGGAAGAUCAAGGACCGCUACCUGCUGAAGGCUCUGGAUAAGUACUGGCAUGAGGACUGCCUGAAGUGUGCCUGCUGUGAAUGCAGGCUGGGCGAGGUGGGCUCCACUCUCUACACUAAGGCCAACCUGAUCCUGUGCCGGAGAGACUACCUUAGGUUAUUUGGAGUAACGGGGAACUGUGCAGCCUGCAGCAAGCUUAUUCCAGCCUUUGAGAUGGUCAUGAGAGCGAAGGAGAACGUCUAUCACUUGGACUGCUUUGCUUGCCAGCUCUGCAAUCAAAGGUUUUGUGUAGGAGACAAGUUUUUUCUGAAGAACAACAUGAUUCUGUGUCAGACUGACUAUGAAGAAGGGCUGAUGAAGGAGGGCUACGCUCCACAGGUUCGCUGAAGGAGGAUGAAGAGCAUGCCUGAAGGAGAGCAUGCAAUCACACAACAAAAUGCACUAAUGCCUCCUGUCCAGCUCCAGUCCAGCUCCUGGGUCCAACGUGUACAGAAAUGAAAAGCUUUUGUAAAUGCGGAAACUCUCUGCUGUACAGAACAGAGACGAUGUGUCAGGGACGAACUCUGAGACCAACAACAGAUCUUGUUUUCUAUUUUUAGUUCUUUGUUUUUGACAGACAGAACCUUACUGAUCAGAACUCAGACAGGUUUCUUAUCAAGUGCUACUUUAGGUUAAAAACUCUGAAAAACCAGCUUGCCUCAUCUUUUCAGACUACGUGACCCAAAACUCUGACCUAAAACACACGUUCAAAUCAACAAACUCAUGUCUAAUAUACAUCUCAUGUAAAAAUUACAAGGUGGUGAGAAAAGCUGUGUAAGUGUGUGUGUGUGACUUUUUGUUACCACAUUCAUGUCAAAGCGUAAGAAACUGAAACGAGCCAUCAGCUGGUUCUGAUUUAAACAUCAAUAAUUUGUGUUGAAUAGUCAGAGAAGACCAGUCUGCUGUGGGUGACUCUGAACCAACGCUACUGCACUGCUGGAUGGUUAAGGUUUAGUAGCAAUAAAAAACUUGACUCUGACAUACUGAUCAGAACUAAAAGGCUGAACAACUUCACAGAUGUGUGGCGGACAUUAGUCAAAUGUCUGACAGAUGUUCUCUGAUUGUUCUGGAGCAGGAACAGGAACCUUCACAAACCUGUCAUCGUCCUGCGGUUUAAGUCAUCUCAGUUCCUUCAAAUAAAUGAAUUCUAUCAAAGCUUUCUGCUCUGCCAUCUUGGAUUUGGAUCCAGACGUUUUCAUGUGAUGACUAGUUUUUAAUUUUGAUGCAAAAAGUCCUCGUCUUUAUUAAACCGCCCCCGACACGCUGAAACACUCAUGGAGACACUGUACAGGGUGUGUGUGUGGGGUGGCUUUUUCUACAGUAUUUAUUAAAUGAGGCUCCAGACCACCUUCUGAACAUGUUAAUGACUUUUCCAGGUACUGUACAGUUUUCAGCUGUGAGUUCUGACGUGGUUCAGCUCCGGCCUCGUGCUGAUCAGAACCACGACCUGCUGCGGAUGAGUCGGACCUUUUAGCCUUCAGAGCUCAACUUCAGCAGCAGUUUUUCUGCUAUCUGUAAACUGUGAAUCUAACAGGAAAACUCAUUCUUUGACAACUCUUUAUUUCAUCCAGCAUGAUAUGUUUAUUUUUAGGAUGUGUGUAAAUAUUAAAAUUGUAACAACUGAAAGCAGAAA
This is a messenger RNA of Nothobranchius furzeri (turquoise killifish), 2098 nucleotides long. RefSeq names its product LIM domain only 3 (gene lmo3). The record is from RefSeq and is a predicted model, not a curated record. Gene Ontology annotation, biological process: positive regulation of transcription by RNA polymerase II. Gene Ontology annotation, cellular component: nucleus. Gene Ontology annotation, molecular function: transcription coactivator activity; DNA-binding transcription factor binding. NCBI's taxonomy places the organism in Eukaryota, Metazoa, Chordata, Actinopteri, Cyprinodontiformes, Nothobranchiidae.